AUGCGUUCAGUGGGCAAGUCGGAGCGCUCCCUGGCCCUCGGCCUGCAGUUUGUCAUCAUCCGCCUACUGGCCAAUCUGCCCUCACCCAUCACUUUUGGUCGUGUCAUUGACGGCGCCUGUCUCUCCUGGCGUGACGAGUGUGGCCGCAGGGGUGACUGUGCCCUCACGGACCGCCGUUACCUCACUUUUUACCUAACCGGUAUGUCUCCGGUCGAUAACGGCCUUUUUUGUCCGUUGUGGCUGCUGUCUGCAGUGCGUACAGAAGGGUGGGAGGGGGAAGUUAGGACGCCUCCACACCUGACGAUCAAAUUCAUUUAGCGACGCUCUUGCCCAUCUUCUGUGCCUCGUGAUUUUCGAUCUACUGUGAUCGCUCGUGGAUUUAGCUGAAAUGUAAUCACCCACCCCUCCCAGAUCGCACUGCAUCCCGCGAACGCGGUAACUCCUACCACCACCAACGUCAUUGUAAAGCGGUCUUAACCGCCGACACAUUAGUUUUACUCGCCUGACGUUUCGGGUUCACGCUGCAGUCCAUCAUCAAAGACUGUCUCAGAUAAAGAUACGGUCGUGUCCCAACUGCUUCCGAGAGAUCGUAUCUUCGCUUGUAUCCAACGUCACUGUCAAGUGUCGUUCAUAUUCCUUGCGAGAACGGUACCGACAGAGCCACCCAUCAAUAAUAUCAUCCUAUAUUAACACGCCUAGACCUCUAAACCGUGCACUGUCAUUAGACAAGUAAGGAAAGGGCGUGGAUGGCCGAACGACAGCUGGACCACUUCAGAACCGUGAAGUGAGUAUGAUAAACAUACUGUCACAUGUGUCGUCUCCGAGGUCGGCAACCAAAUGUAGACGUCUUCUACCCAACGACAGUAAGUAGCGACCGUGUAACCGUGGAUUUCAGAGGGGGGGGGGCUUGUUUUAUUUAAGUCGUGCCCAUCACUUUUCUCGCUUAUUUUUUCCCCCAUGGCUUCAGUAAACCUUGUCCGUCUGACUGUUUUCCAUGCCUUCUCAUUUGGAAACCUUUAAAUUGGCAACUAUUGCACCUUAAACGUCUCCGUAGUGUAUUCAGUUUAUUUGUUCGAGUUUCUGGGCGGUAUCUUAUGGUUUCCGACCAAAGACGAUGUUUAUACAGUGCAAUUUUUGAAUGUUACUGGCUUCUUGAUGAAAGACGGAUGCCACGAAGCCUACCUGCAAUUGGUGUCACCCUAAUACCUGGGAACACAGCCGUGUCUUUCAGGAUUGUGCUGAACAUGAAGGACUCCGUCGGUUUACAUGUUUUGCGGAGCGCUAUCUACGCCUGCGCUGCCAUUCCUGGGCUUUGUUUGGUCCAUAAACUUAAUUAGUCGCCGUUAGCCCCGCCUACUUACAGACGGCUUCCUCCCCCCACCCCACCAUCAUCUCCAAAAAUGACCUUGUUUUUGCCUGUGGGAAUUCAUCUACCUCCAUUCAGCCUGACGUCCAGCUCCAUCUUCUCACCUAGCCCUGGAUUUCUCGCGUAGACACUGCCUGCCCGCCGCAACAUUGCUCCACUUUCCACUCCUCUCCAUCCCCCUCCCCCCACCACCACCAUAUCCCCCUAUUUUGCCUGGAACGCCAAUCCUUCCUGUUCCUCCCCCGCCGUUUCUCUCUCUCUCUCUUGCUGUCUCCACCGUCUACCCAAACGUCCUUGCCCGCAUCCUUCCUCUACCAAUGCAGUGCCUGUUGUGGCGCUUGUUUUGUUGCCUGGUUCUCUUAUCCUUCCAAUUUCGCUCUUCCUACCCGUAGGCCCUGGAUUUGUUUCAUUUUUUUUCAUCUGCUUGCUGCCCUUGAGCGCGAUUGGAGAGGAGGAGGGGAAGUUUCUGUCCACGCAGUUGAAUCAAGCUGAAGCAAAAACCUGUUGGUUCGGAUGUGGUUUGGUAGCCCCACCUGAAGUAAGCGAAUCCCAGUCACCGCUAAUACGGGACCGGUAGUAAUAGGGGUUUUUACAGGUGGAGCCGGGGAAGGCGCAGGCAACGAAGUGUCAAGUAGUUGUGUGCCAAAGGAAAGCUAUUGGGAGUGCGUGCUUGUACUUUCAGUGGUUGAGAAAUAGUUGCGCUAACCCCUAACUAUAACCCCUAAUCCUAAACCCUGGCCUUUAACCAUAACCGCUAACUAUAACCCCUAACACCUAGCCAAAACCCUUAACCCCAACGCCAAUAGUAUUGUAUCCAUCUGGUGGGGCUACCAAACCACAUCUUACCGCCUGUUGUACUCAUGUGAGGCACUUUCUUUCCAAUCGUCGGGGCCUGCCCUCCCCAUUUUCAUACUUAGAUUAUACGCAUAGGAGUCGGAUACCAGGCUUGGCUAGAUCGCAUUUGGUAGCCCGGACCCGUAUUACAGGUGGCUUUCCUUUUGCAUACAACUACUUGACACUUCGUUGCCUGCGCGUUCCCCGGCUCCACCUGUAAAAACCCCUAUUACUACUGGUCCCGUAUUAGCGGUGACUGGGAUUCGCUUACUUCAGGUGGGGCUACCAAACCACAUCCGACCGGGGCUAGAUCGCAGUUGGUAGCCCGGACCCGUAUUACAGGUGGCUGGGGGGGUUGUUUACUGGGGCUAUUUUGUGGGGCUCCAUAAUCACAUCUGUCCCAUUUGGCUUCCGUAUUACGUCUGACGUUAGGAUUAGGGUACAAGUUAAUGGUGGCCGAUUUUCAGGUUAGGGUUACGUCCUUAGGCUUAGGUUUUCGAGUUAAGGUUAGGGUUUGAGCGUACGAAUGGGUUUCAGUAUUACGGUUUGGCUUCUCAGAUACAGCUAUGUCUAAGGGUUACGGUUGCGUUUAAGAUUUUGGUUGGGGUUAGUGAUGCCGAUAGGGUUAACGUUUAAGGUUGAGGUUGGGGUUAGGGUUGAGGUUAAGAUUAGAGUUAAGUUCGCCGUCCGCUUCCCAUUCCUGGCUACCAACUGCGAUCUUACCCCAGGCUUUACCGGUUUCAGCUUUAGAAAGACUGCGGGAACUCCGACCAACUAUCCUUCGAGUGCAUACCUUUGGCGCAUUGUGGCGGAGUUUGUUCGGCAGAUCGAUUUGGAUUUUACCUGUAAACGGCGCAAACAGCAGUAGACACAGUGUGAUCGCCGGCAGACGAUUGCAGCCGGACAAGUCACACUUGACGUUUCGUCUCUCAAUCUCGAUUAGUGUGAAACACAGAAUGUCGCUUAUUGCUGAAAAGGGAUUAGACCGUCCGUCACAUUUUCGAACAAACUCUUAUUGUUUCCGUCAUUGCGCCUUUUCUCUCCCCAUAUUUUCGCUUCUCCCCCUUCCCCCAACCGUCACGCUGUAUGACGACGAUUUGGCCCCUGAACUGUGCCCUUCUGCAGAUUCUCUAUGCGCUUCCAUGUACUUUCGAUUUGAGCCUAGAACAGUCUGCUUAGGCAAGUGUGGAAGAUACCCUUAAAUUUCUUUAAGACUCCGAACUCACCUUGUUGGCUCUCUCCUACGCCACCUCAACGGCGCUUUAGCUGUUUUCUUCACACUUGAACCAAUCCUCUUUUCGUAGCCACAGUGCCCUGCUCAUCCCGUUGCGCCUUGUCUGUCAAUCUACAGCCCUCGUAGACAGUCGCAUAGUGAUCAGUAAUAGUGCAGGAAGAAGCAGCGAUAAAGACGAGGGAUACUGGAAUGACCAUGCCUAACCUCAGGUUUGGGUACCUUUACUGGCCGCUAUGCGGCUUCAUGUGAGGGUUCUAGAUUGAACCACAAGAGGCCACGGGAAGAGCAUAUUCCGCAACCUGAUAUGUGUGUGCACUUCCACUAUCAUUAAUAGUAGCAGACUUUUUCGGCAGAUUUGAAUGAUUCCUUUGACCCAAUUUUGAAGUACUCGACGACCUCGGUGGGAUUUGAACCCACGACGGAAAGGGCAAGGCUUAUGUACAACCAACGUUCUAGCCACCUAAGCUACAAGGCCCUGAUCGGGAGCCGUGAGUCUAAUCCGAUUCGAGUUAACUUACCGUUCCGUGUCCUAACACUAACCCUAAUCCUAAUCCCCUUGAGAUCUUGCGCAAAGUCACCUCUUAUACGGGGAGGUCCAUAUUCCCCAUGCCCUACUGUCAUGUUUCCAUGCGUCGGCAUCCACUAUGUGGAAUAAGAAAGAUUCCCGUGGCAAGGUGAAACCACCCACUUGUAAUAAGGUAGUAUUUGCUCCUUCGAACUUCCGUUAUUCCCUCUGUUCGGCUUUCGUUUAAGGCACUGUCUUCUUCUCGUGCUUUUAGAGCAUUCUAUCUAUCUAUUGGCUGAAGCACCAUUCUGUACUGUUUUGCGACUGCCCGCGAUAGGUCCUCGUGUUCAGUACGCGUUCAAGGUCGGUUCAAAGUCGGUUCUCAAGCUAUUAAGCGUUGCCAAUUCUCCCCUGGAAUAUCGUCGAAACACGCGUGUAUGGGCUUUUUGCUAGUACCUGUGUUCAUUGAUGUUUUGGCAGAUUUUUGAAUUAUUCCUAUUGACCCAACUGUGAAAAACUCGGCGCCUCGGUACCUGUGUUGUUUGUAUGGAAUCAACUUGCCCUAAAGUAUACUACUGGCUGCCUGUCGGCAGUUAAUGAAUAUUACGCGGUUAUCCGCUGUGGCUGAUGGCCAUAAAAAACUUAGGUCUGAGCCUAUAGACCUUAAAUAUGCUGAUGUACUCCAAGUUCGCAGUUAAUUUCUAAGUAAUUGAAAAAGCUACAACUCCCCUGGAAUUCGUACGAGUAAUCCGCGCUUGCCGUUUGUUAGGUCGUUACUUGGUGGGCUCCUUGACUCCCAGCUACCGAUCACGGCUAUUUGAAACGUUCUUCCCCUCCUGUCUCACGGGGUAAACAUUAGUACUAGGAAGAUUGUGGUGGUGAAAGCAGUAUUUCCGUGACGCAUCCACUUUUAGCAUUGCUUAUUCAGCACCAAACAGUUUUCCAUAUGCAGAAUAGCACCACUGACAAACACAAGGACGACUGGUACAAACACAGCCUCCGAUAGGCGAUAAACAGCACGGGGAACUUAUCAGAUCUACGAUUGCGCCUAGUAACCGGGGGCCGUGUCCUGUAAAGCAGGCGGAAAUUGACCAAAAUGAGGUACAAUAAUCAGCAUGCGAUGGUAGUGGGAGAGAGGGAAGAGCUGAAAAUGUGACAAUGGCUAUUUGGCACGGACUUUCCAGCAGGGCAGGAAAGACUAAUCACGUGAUCUCGCUGGUUUUUUUCUCCCUAUUGCCGGGAUCCUCGAUCAUUGGACGUUUUUAAUAUUUGCCCCCUACGAUUAAACCACGGUCGCGUUCUUUCUGUUUCGAAUAUUCAAAAUCCCUGAAAGGGUGUCUACGGAUUAGGUUACAAGACUUGCACGCUCCUUCGCGCCUUGAGGGUUUGAACAGGAAGUCUGCAUAGACAUUGGUAUGGCAACCAAGAAGGAGCCUCAGUAGUAGAGCGCUGGACUCAAGAAGGCCUGAUGAUGGAAGAAUUCAUGUUCAAAUCCCUGAUUAUUUAAACCGAGAAUUGCGUAAGGACUGACGGACGACAGCAAAAGAGCCUGAAAUUACCAUCCCGCCUUCCCUUGUGCUCGUCAGAAUUCCUUCCUGGGCAACGGUAGGGUGUAGGACCCCCAACUAACUUGAGCUAGCCUGUGGGCCGUAUCAUACGUUGAAUAGGUUUCAUGUGUGAGUCAACACACAGGACGGAGCUCAAUAAGACAGAAAGAAAAUGAAGUUCUGCCGAAAGUCUUACCGUAGGCUGUCAUUCGGCAAAGAAAGUGAGCGCAGUGGUUUAAAAAAUAAACAAAAAACAAUUUCCAAAAAAUAACGGACUUUGAACAAAGCGCCAAAGGUAAGUUUACAUUUAGUCAGCAAGGGAGGGAAAUUUCAAACAAAGGGGACAGUGAAUAAUAAGGGAUGCCUACAGUCACACUGAAUUGUAGGAUAUAUUUUCGGAGUUACCAUCUACUUGGGGGGGGGGUCCUACCCCCUAUCGUUGCCUCUUUCUGCACCAAUACUCCCUGCUAUGCGGCUGCCUACAAGGCCCCAAGGUACAACGGGAUGAGUAAGUCCUGUAGUCUGAUCGACGAACACCCUCUCAGCGAUGCUUCAUCGUCUUCAUGCAAGACUCGUUUGCGUCCCAUUUGAUCGGCUUCAUCGACGAAUCCUGCCUGUGUGACUUCUAGAUGACUGAGCCUGUGUAAUGCAAACCCGUCUGAACGGAGACGCCCACGGCGAGGGGGUUGGGGUGUGCACUUGCAGUGCAUAGAAUCGAUCACAGACUGGCCCCCACCUUGUCAACAGGACUUCUACGUGCUGUACUCCUUUCCAGUCAUAAGGAGAUGUGUACAUGCUGUCGGUAAACAAAUGAACAUAGGGACCGUUCAUGGACCCUGUCACGUGAACUUCAGUGCACGAUUGCUGGAUAAUAAUCAGACGAUAAUUUUGAGACCUCAUUCAUUGCCCUUCAUUUGCCUCACUUUCCUUCAUAGUUCAAUUUCCGUUCAAAACACCUCCUCAAGGUUUUUCCCGUUGCGUGGACUGGGUAUUUUAAACUCAUAAAUGGCGCUCGUGCUUCCUUGUUAUUGAAUUUAUUUUUUUUUAGUUUGGUGCACUUCCACCUUCUCUGGUAUGCCACUGUGUACUGAGCAAUGCUAAACGAUGUGGAAAUCGCUUCGGGUGUUACUUUUGUGUGCGUGUGUGCAUGCGCUUCACAGGAGCAAACAUGAGUAAAUAACUGCAAGAUGUGUAGAUAAGGUGGUGCCGGCAAUGAAAAGGGAGACCAAAAUGACCGUUUCUGGCCUAAUAGUCGCCACCAGUCUUACCUAAUCCCAAGUGUGUAUCACCUGAGAUUCGAACCCGCAAUCUUUGCUCAUUUAGUUUGGCGCUCUACCAUUGAGGCUGCGAGGGCUCUAGUUCGAGUCCCAACGGGAAGAGCACGUUCCGAAACCUGGUCAGUGAGCGCCCAUUUACCAUAGUUAGUAUUCCCGACCACAACUGCCAGGACAAAGGGCUCGUGGCCCAAUGGUAAACUGUCACACUCAAUGACCAAAUAUCCCGGGCUCGAAUCGCAGGCGAUGCACGCUUGAGCUCUGAUUAUGACUGGCUAAUGACGGCUAAUAAGCCAGAAAUGGCCACUCCGGUCUCCCUUAUCUUUGUCGGCAUCGCCUUAUCUGCCUGAUAUGAGACUGCCUGCGUGGGUUCUAGUUUGAGCCCCAAGGCGCAACGGAACGAGCACUUCCGUAACCUGAUCGGUGAGCGUCCAUCUACCAUAAUACAAGAUAUGUCUUCGACUUUAACUUGUUGUUGCGAGGUUGUUUUCACAAAUAUUCCCGGUCUGUCGGACUCAUCGGCUUACAACAUGCCUUAUACGUGACCUGAUUUUCCCUUUUGUCAGUCCUUUUCAGCUUGUUUACCCUCCUGUCUGUUUAGGGCUGGCACUAGUUGUUAAGGGGCUGAGCAUCUUCAUCUACCUCGGUCUCAUCUACUUACUGCGAGCUUCCUCCCCAGCCAACCAGACGGUGAAUGAACUGCGUGUGGCCAGUACUCCGGCCUCCAACCAGGCGACCUCCAUCGGUACAGAGAGCCCCAGGGAAGGGUCUUGA
Molecule: messenger RNA, 7534 nt
Organism: Spirometra erinaceieuropaei
Lineage: Eukaryota; Metazoa; Platyhelminthes; Cestoda; Diphyllobothriidea; Diphyllobothriidae
Source: the annotation of a GenBank genome assembly